UCUUCCCCCCCCCUCAACUUUUUUUCUUUUUUUCCGCCGCUCGCUCGCACUGCUGCUGAUAUUCAGACCCAGAGAAAGGAAGUACGGACAUGCUAGCCGGUUAGCCGCUCUGAGAGCAACACAGUCCGACAGGAGAGACUGUCGGGUCGAGCCGUCUCUUCUUCUUCUUCUUCUUCUUUUAAUAAUUAGCAGACACUGCUCUUCUAUUUGAUACACGCGCGAACGUAGACUGCGGUUUUAUGUCUCCUUUUGUUUUCAAACCGUCAAACUGACUCGACCCUGAGCUUUGUCUGUUUUUGUGCCUUCGGCGUCGUUCGCCUGCUUUGAUACAAGGUUUCAUCAAAGGAGGAAAACACACACACACACACACACACCGACCGAAGAAAAGGCUGUGACGCGAUUACCACUGAUUUCUUCCCCAUUUCGGUCUGAAUCGCGGGGAAUGCGUCCGAGGAUUACGACGAGACAAUGAGACAACCCGCCGGGAAAGGUGCUGCGUGGUGAGAGGGAAACAGUGGGUGCGGCAUGCUGAGGCCACUCCCCCUGGCUCAGGAUGAGUGUCAGAGAUGGCGCUGCCACUAUGGCAACGAUCGCAGGUGGAGAAGGAGGGGGAAGUGCGCCAGUUAACCCCAACGAUAAUGAUGGCCGCUUAUACCUGCUCCAGAUCUACCCACGGCUUGUUGCCCAGCCCUCCACCUGCUGCAACCUCCGAGUGCAGAAGGAUGCGACAGCCGCCUCUGUGAUCUCAGAUGCCGCCACGGCACUGGGGCUGGACCCUGGUCGUCUAUACGUGUUAGCAGAGGUGAAGGAAUGUGGCGGGGAAGAGUGGGUGCUGGAGGCCGGAGACCUGCCAGUACAGAGGUUUCUGCUGUGGCCUCGGAAAGCCCAGGAGCAACACACUCAGAGCCUUGGCUUCUACUUCUUACUACAGGAGAGGAACCAUGAUGGUUCUAUACAUUAUGUCCACCUCCCACCUGUGUCCAAGGAGCAGCAGGCACAGCGGCUUGCCGCCCGGGGCUUCCUUCCACCUCCACAGGAUGACUUUGCAGACCUCUGCAACCUCCCCGUCCUCAAUGAGGACAGAAUAUUAAAUAACCUGCGCACACGCUUUAACAAGAAAAAGAUCUACACCUAUGCAGGCAGUAUCCUGAUCGCCAUCAACCCCUUCAAGUUUCUGCCCAUCUACAACCCCAAGUACGUCAAGACGUAUGAGAACCACCAGCUGGGCAAACUGGAGCCUCAUAUUUUUGCUAUCGCAGACGUGGCCUACUAUGCCAUGCUGAGGAAGAGGGUCAACCAGUGCAUUGUCAUCUCUGGAGAAAGUGGCUCAGGCAAGACCCAGAGUACCAACUUCCUGAUCCACUGUCUGACUGCGCUCAGCCAGAAGGGUUACGCCAGCGGGGUGGAGAGGACCAUUCUGGGGGCUGGGCCUGUCUUGGAGGCCUUUGGGAAUGCCAAGACGGCACACAACAACAAUUCCAGCCGCUUUGGUAAAUUCAUCCAGGUGAAUUAUCUGGAGAGUGGAGUGGUCAGAGGAGCCGUGGUGGAGAAGUAUCUCCUGGAGAAGUCUCGUCUGGUCUCCAGAGAGAAGAACGAGAGGAACUACCACGUGUUUUACUACCUGUUGUUGGGAGCCUCAGAGGAGGAGAGGAAGGAGUUUAAGUUGCUGCCGCCUGAAGAAUACUUCUACCUCAAGCAGCAAAACUUUAAGAUUGAGGAUGAGGAAGAUCUGCGUCACGACUUUGAAAGGCUGCAGCAGGCGAUGGAGAUGGUUGGCUUCCUUCCCGCCACCAAGAAACAGAUCUUUUCUGUCCUGUCGGCCAUCUUGUAUCUGGGCAACGUGACCUACAGGAGGAAGUCAACGGGCCGAGAAGAGGGGUUGGAUGUGGGACCACCAGAGGUCCUGACUACCCUCUCUGACCUUCUAAAGGUUAAAGAGGAGCUGCUGGUCGAGGCACUGACGAAGAGGAAAACGGUGACAGUCAACGACAAGUUGAUCCUCCCUUACAGCCACUCCGAGGCGAUCACAGCCAGAGACUCCAUGGCCAAAUCUCUGUACAGCGCCUUGUUUGACUGGAUCGUCCUACGCAUCAACCACGCACUGCUCAACAAGAAAGACAUGGAGGAGUCUGUCCCAUGCUUGUCCAUCGGUGUCCUGGACAUUUUUGGCUUUGAGGACUUUGAGACAAACAGCUUUGAGCAGUUCUGCAUCAACUAUGCAAACGAGCAGCUGCAGUAUUAUUUCAACCAUCACAUCUUCAAUCUGGAACAGGAGGAGUACCAAGCAGAGGGAAUCACCUGGCACAACAUUGACUACACAGACAACGUGGGCUGUAUCCAUCUCAUCAGCAAGAAACCCACUGGUCUGCUUUACCUGCUGGACGAGGAGAGCAACUUUCCUCAUGCCACAGAUGAAACAUUACUAGCCAAAUUCAAGCAGCAGCAUCAGGGCAACAAAUACUUUGUCUCCACACCAGUCAUGGAACCUGCCUUCGUCAUUCGCCACUUUGCUGGAAAAGUGAAAUAUCAAAUCAAGGAUUUCCGGGAGAAGAACACGGACCACAUGCGUCCUGACAUUGUGGCGUUGUUGCGGAGCAGUGACCGCGCUUAUGUGCGGCAGCUCAUCGGCAUGGACCCGGUUGCCAUGUUUCGUUGGGGCAUCCUGCGCGCCACCAUCAGAGGCCUUGCUGCUUUCAAUGAGGCUGGCCGUUCCUGGGCUGCCAAAACUUCAGGUGUUGUCCGUCCAAUCUCCAGAACUCCUUUAGGAGAGCUUCAACGGUCCAAUGCUCCAGUAGAAAGAAUGUACAAACGAGCAUCUAUGCUCGAUUUCUACUUUGAUCACUCAGAGGAGCGCCCUCUAGAGGCCUUUGAAGACAUCUUUGCUAGCUAUGAGAGUAAGAAAGACAUGCAUGCAGAGAUCAUCAGCUCCAUUAAGAACUUGCAGCUGGAUGGUGAGGACCCUCGCAAGCUGCUGCAGUCCUGGGGUCGCCUCCGCUUCCCGCGACACGUCCUCCAGAAAAGCAAGAGCAGCAAACAGAGGCAGGUCAUCCCCAAGAGUUUGCUGGAUUCUCGGUCUCUGAAGUUCAUUGUGAGUCUGACGCUGCACGAUCGCACCACCAAGUCUCUGCUGCACCUGCACAAGAAGAAGAAGCCACCCAGCAUCAGUGCCCAGUUCCAGACUUCUCUGACCAAACUCCUCGAGACUCUGAACAGAGCAGAGCCUUUCUUCAUUCGCUGUAUCCGCUCCAAUGCUGAGAAGAAGGAGAUGUAUCUGGAUGAGGCCUUGGUGGUUCAGCAGCUGCGAUACACAGGAAUGCUGGAAACCGUUCGUAUUAGGAGGUCGGGCUAUGGAGCCAAGUACACAUUCCAGGAGUUUAUUGAGCAGUUCAGAGUUUUGCUGCCAAAGAACACGACUGCCUGUAAAGAGGACAUCUCAGCGCUGCUUGAGAAGAAGAUGGGCCUGGACCCCACCAUGUAUCAGAUAGGAAAAACUAAGGUGUUCCUGAAGGAGAUGGAGCGACAGCAGCUGCAGGACACGCUGCACAAAGACGUAAUGCGCAAGAUCAUCUUCCUUCAGCGUUGGUUCAGAGCUCGUCUGCAGAGAAAAGAGUUUUUGGACAUGAGACAGGCAGCCAUAUUGAUCCAGCAUUCAUGGCGUAGGUACUGCAAAGAGGAGCAAAGGCGACAUGCAGCCACUUUGAUCCAGGCUCUGUGGAGAGGACACAGGCUGAGAUUAGAUUUCCACCGCCAACGACAGGGCGCCACCAAGAUACAAGCACUGGUCAGAGGCCAUUCAGCUCGCAGGAGGUGUCAGUCCAUACGUCAGGAGAAACAAAGAAAGGAGGAGGAGGAAAAAGAAGCCCAGAAGAGGGCAGAAGAAGAGGAAAGGAGGAGGAGGGAGGAGGAGGAAGAGGCAAGGAGAAAAGCUGAGGAGGAGGAAGCAAGGAAGAGGAUGGCAGAAGAAGAAGCGAGGAGAAAAGAAGAAGCGGAGGAAGUAAGGAGGAGAGCUGGGGAAGUAGAGGCAGCCCGGAAAGCACAGGAAGCACAGAAAAAGAGAGAGGAAGAGGAGAAAAGACGGGCACGCGAACCUCAAACAAGAGAGGAUCCUGAUAUAGAGCUGGUCACAGAGGAGAUGCUGGAUGACAACCUCUCUUCCCAGGAGGACGAGAGAGGAGAGGAGGACCUGGAGGUCAAAUCAAGCUCACAUACAGAGGAGGAGGAACAGGACAAGGAUGACGAAGAGCUGGAGGAUGAGGAUGAGGAAUUACAUAUGGAGACCAAUGGUACCCUGGCUGAGGCUGGACCCCAGCUGGAUGAGGAAGAGGAGCAGGAUUUGGAGAAUCAAACACUAGGACAGACAGACUCAAAACCUGCUCUUCGCUCUGAUGGGGCCGCCCCAAAUGCACUUACACCCUCCUCUCCAGGUCAGGCGUCAGAUACACAGGCUCACAGCACUACCUCCACACCUCCCAACGCUGAACAAGACAGAGUACGACCUCCACCUAUCAACAGGGGCCAGUCAUCCCGGAGCCAGGAGAAGAGAGAGCAGAGGAGACGGAGAGGGCUGGAACACAACCAGAGAGAGACUGAUCGAGCCGCCUCUUCCACCUCCUCAACAAUCAGCAAGGACCAAACGUCCCCGCCGAAGAGCAAAAGCCAGGAGACGUCGAAGCUAAAAGAGCGUUCAGAUAGCAAGGAGCUGGACCAGUACACCUUUGUGGCCUGGAAAAUGAAGGAUGACAAGGGAGGGAAGAAGGAGGCAAAAACUUCUCCUGCACCUCCUGUUUCUGGUCCUGUUCGUCCGUCUUCCCUGUCCCUGCGGCCUGCUGAACCUGCGGCUGACAGAAACGGCCUUGUGGAGGGUGUUGGUGCAACAAACCUGCACCGCCGUCCUGGGGCCAUCAAGGAGAAACCAGAGAAGUGGAGGCGGAGUGACGGAGAAUACCCCGAGAGCGCCAGCCCUCCUCCACUUCACAGCGAAAGGAGGAAAAAACAACCACUGGGUGAAAUGGCCUCUUCAUCAGUUGACAGCUUGUCUCCAGGCUCUGAAGGAGCUGGUGCUCCGUCAGCCAGAGAGAUAAUUUCCCCAUCAGAGAGUCAUGGUGACGGCUCAAGGGGCAGCUCCCUCAGAAGGAAGCAGCAAGACGGUUCCAGUCACCAAGAUUUAGCCCACUCCAUCCCAUCCACACCAGACAAGUCCGGUGGUUUCUUCAGCAAGAUUUUGAAAAAACGUCCCCACAAAGAGGCCCAGACGCCAGACAACGGAGAUCUGACACUGGCUCAGAUCCUCAAUGAAAAGCCAACAGGGGAAGCCCCAGCAUCUGGACAGCCAUCUCGGUCUCUCUCCCAGACACAUGGCGACCGUGCUGCUAAAGGUUUUGGCCGUAACCCCUCAAUAAAGAUCAGUCGUGCCACGCGGGUCUCGGAGCAGUGGAACGCCUCACUGGACCGGGAGAUCACCAAUGCAAACGAGCUGCGGCACCUCGAUGAGUUUCUGGGCAACCAGGUCAAUGAUUUCCGCUCCAGGGGGAAGUCGCUGUCAGCCACGGAGGCCAUCUUUGUAACAGCCACCAUGCAGUUCAGAGAGAAUAUCAAAGCCAUGUAUUCGCUCACAAAACCCACCAUUGGCUACAAAGGUCUGAUGACUGGCUACCAGAACAAAGUGAUCCACCUGGCGGGCGACAAGCAGAAAGGAGAAGUCCAACUGGUGGUCAACUUGUUCCAGUCGGUGCUGGACGGCUUCAUCAGAGGAGAGAUGAAGAAAGAGGAAGCUGAACCUGCGAAGCCUGCUAAAACUCGGAAGAAGAGAAGGAAAAAGGAUAAAAGUAUGGAGAGCCCCCUGGAUCACGUCUUCGUCAACUAUCAGGUCAACAUCAUGCAGUCGUGUGACCAGUGUAGUUCUUACAUCUGGGGCAUGGAGAAAGCCUACAUGUGCAGCUAUUGCAAAAUGGUGUGCCACAAGAAGUGCAUCUUCAAAAUAGUCACCGACUGCUCCACCUUCUGUGCCAAAAAGAGUGACGAAGAGUCCAGCGGUCUGCACUUCGGCGUGCGCGUGUGUCGCCUGGUCAGCGAUAAGAACCCGGUGCCCAUGGUGCUGGAGAUGAUGCUGGAGCAUGUGGAGAUGCACGGCCUCUACACCGAGGGCAUCUACCGCAAGUCCGGCUCUGCCAACAGGAUGAAAGAGCUGCACCAGCGGCUGGAGACUGACCCCCACCUGGUCUGCCUUGAAGACUACCCCAUUCACACUGUGACGGGCCUGGUCAAACAGUGGCUGAGGGAGCUGCCGGAUCCACUCAUGACCUUCACGCAUUACAGUGAAUUCCUACAUGCAGUGGAACUGCCAGAGAAGCAGGAGCAGCUUCACACCAUCUACAAAGUGCUGGAGGAGCUUCCUACAGCGAACUUCAACACGCUGGAGAGACUCGUCUUCCACCUCGUCAGGGUUUGUAAAGAGGAGCCUCACAACCGCAUGUCUCCGAACUCGUUGGCCAUCGUUUUCGCCCCGUGUAUCCUGCGCUGUCCGGACAGCGCCGACCCGCUCCUUAGCAUGAAGGACGUUGCCAAAACCACCACGUGUUUAGAGAUGCUCAUCAACGAGCAGAUCCGACGCUACAACGAGAAGAUGGAGGAGAUCGAGCAGCUGGAGUACGCUGAGGCUCUGGCUGUCAACCAGCUCAAACUCAAAAGACAAAACACGCACUUCUGCCAUUUACCUCUCAGAUUCUCAGCUCCUUACAAAGGAGUGGUGGUGCACGAGAAGGUCACUUCGGAUCUCAGCGUGGUGCCUGAGAACGAGCCUCUGGACUCAGACACUGAGGCUGAGAAGAACCUGGUGGAACGUAUCAAGUCCAUCAAACAGGAGAAAGAGGAUCUGGCCUGUCGCCUGCCAGAGAUGGAGCAGCCUGGUUCAGACCAGGAGAACUUGGACUCCGAAGCCUCGCUGAGCUCUGAGAGUCUUCUUGAUGAGCAGCAGCGCUGCUCUGCCCACAGCUCAGAUCCUGAAGGACGAGGUGGCCCCCAGCUGAGGAGAUACAAGCCAGUUUGUCCACCUAAACCGUUUGACCUGGCCCAGCAACCUAAAGUCCUCGGUGGACGCAUCUCUCUGCCAAACCUCACCCCCGCUAGCUCCACCUCCUCUAUAUCCAGCUGCGCUUCUUUAACCUCCCAAUCUUCCAACAGGCACCUGCUACGACGCCGCAACCCUGUCAUCCCAGACACGGUGAAACUCCCCCCAGGCAUCCUAUCCCAGUCUGCAGCCUCGCAUCCGGCUCAGACCGGCACUCCUCCUGGAAAUCGAGCAUUCAAACACUUGGUCAGGAGAAGAGAGCAGCCGGGCCGCCGCAAAGACAGCACCCAGUCCCUGUACAUCAACAGCCCAGAGUGCGACCUGCUGUUGCAUUUCUCCUCCUGCCCCCCCUCCACUUCCUCCUCCUCCAUCUCCUUGGUAAAACACUCUCCUCAGCACCAGAACCAAGAGACACAAGCCUCGAAGGGCCAGAGACGUUUUUCUGACCCAGACGUACCUUACAUGGAAGCGGAUGUCUGACAAGGACAAAACACAAAGGAUGGAGGAGUGAGGAGAACUUGGGUAAACACCUCUGAGGGUUGUCAGGGCAACAACCUUAGAGUAGACAAAAGGUUAAUACUAUAAUUGGCAUGGAGAGUUGCCACAGGUAACAACGUUGGGAUUGUAGAAAGCCAAGAGGAUAAGAAUCAAGAAUCACACAGAGGAAGAGAAACUGAUGAUGAACAGCAGAGAGCCACAGUGGAGACGUUGUUCCAGUUGCUGUGAUCAGAUGGAAACUAAUCAAGGAACUGCUAAUGUGUUCAAAGUCUUGUUGUCCGCUAUGACAGUAAAAAAAAAAAAUAACUGGACAAGAUGUUGCCAAGCACCUUUUCUAUCUUUUUGAUAUUUUGUGGUCGCUAUCGAUGAAUUCAGCUAAGUCAGAGGCUGGAUUUUUUUGUGUAGCCUCUAUUCAUUACUGUUCUUUUUUUUUUUUUCAAACCCAUUUGUGCUAAUUCAAGGAAAUACUAGAUGUUCCAGUCGCACUUUUCAUUUCUUAGUUCCCCUGAUGAGCGAAAACAAGCUCACUGAAAUGUUAGCUAGUGCCUUGAAAAUGUACAGUGAUUCAAACAAGAAACUCAUUUCUCAUGUUGUUAUGGAACAGUGCUCAUAGAGGGAGGGAGGGAUAUGGGGAUAAAGAGAGGCUACCUUUGUCUCAGAUUUUUGUGUUUAUUGUACUGAACCAACACAAGACCGACGUGUUCGACACAAGGACCUCAACGUGCACAGUGUGACCAUUGUACAAGAGACAACGCUCUGUCCGCUUCCUCCUUUUUUACCUGCCGCACAGCAAACACCCCACAGGAAGUCAUCGCCUUCACAUAGCAAAGGGAAACGGGAGCAGCACACGCCACUUUUCUCUCUUUUGUUUUUUUGUUUUUUUUAGACGACAAAAACACAAACACAACACCGGCCACGUAUGCAACAGCCGUGCCACGAUGUCUUUAAAGCUCCAAGAACUCCUCGAAACUGCCUUUCCCCUUUUCUAAAAUGAACUUGGCUUCACUCAGCUGUGGACAGUCGCGUAAUGAGCAGGUUCUGCUGAAGCACAUUUCAACUUGGUGUGAAGUGUAAUACUAAUGUUCCUCUCUGACUGCUGUUGAAUGAUGUCUGCUAGUUUGUAUGGACUAUGAGGAAGAUGUGUAAUGUGUAACAGAGUGUAUGGUUGGGACUGAAUGUUAUUAGUAUUAACGUGACAAUACAGAACGUGAUGCUUGUAACAUCUGCUGCCGUGUGAUUUGAUCCAGCACAUUCGAUAAAGUUUCUCAGUGUGGA
Messenger RNA from Scophthalmus maximus (turbot), 8839 nucleotides. It is a transcript of the gene myo9bl, whose product is annotated as unconventional myosin-IXa. Gene Ontology annotation, cellular component: myosin complex. Gene Ontology annotation, molecular function: ATP binding; microfilament motor activity; GTPase activator activity. Lineage: Eukaryota; Metazoa; Chordata; Actinopteri; Pleuronectiformes; Scophthalmidae. The transcript has 44 exons. Gene Ontology annotation, biological process: intracellular signal transduction. The coding region runs from base 554 to 7546 and encodes 2330 amino acids. The record is from RefSeq and is a predicted model, not a curated record.